ACCUUCGAAGAGGCGGGUAUCCUGCUGCUGGUGUUGGGCCACGGCCCUGCCUCUGAUCCAGGCCCAGCCUGCUUGCUGCCUCAGCACCACCUGCCGCCGGCCCCGGAGCACGCCGAGUGGUGGCGACGGGUGCAGCAGGACCUGGCUUGCUUCCUGCAGCUCUGCUGCUACCUGUGCUGCGUCCCCAACAUUUGGGCGCUGCAUGAGUGGGGCAACUGGCUGACUCCGGUGCCCAGGGCUGGCCGGGGUGACUGGCGCUAUGACACCGCCUUCUACCUGUGCUGCCUUGAGAAGCGGCCUCUACACGCGUCGCAGGAUGAUCGGGAGGUGACAGGGUUCCCGUGGUCAACCCCUCCAGAAGCUAUUGAACUCUUUAAGUCUCAAGAAAUAUGGUUUGCUCCACCUCAGUUCUAUGAAUUAUGUAGGCUGUGCAACUUUUCUUCACUUUGUGACCUGCAUAGGUUUGGUUCUGACUGUGCUUUAGAAGAGUGUGAACGUUGGAUGCCUGUUACUUUGGCUGCUUCGGAUGGCUACAUUCAGCUGCUCCCAGGAGAUGAGCUGUAUCCGAAAGAUCCAGAUUAUACAGGGGGAAAGAAACUUUUUUUGUCAACAGAUAAGAAGUUGAAGAGCUAA
This is a messenger RNA of Chelonoidis abingdonii (Abingdon island giant tortoise), 633 nucleotides long. The record is from RefSeq and is a predicted model, not a curated record. NCBI's taxonomy places the organism in Eukaryota, Metazoa, Chordata, Testudines, Testudinidae.